AUGUACACAGAUGAUCCCCAGUCGCUUGAAGACUACCUCGCGUUUUGGGAGGAGGCCUCGAGGAUCGCCUCGGGAUUCUAUUUUAUACGAAAGGGUCAGAUGGCAGCCACGAUGAUGUCCAAUGAGCCCCGCUCUAGGUCUCCACCCUUGGACACCCACUACCACCACCACAACGACAAGGUUGACGUCAAAUAUAAUACCAAGAAGAACAGGAGCAAGAGCAAGAAUAACAACACAGCACCACUACCACCACCACCCGACGAAACCUCUUCCAUCGCCCACCACUGUACAUCUCCACAUCACAACUACAACGCCAUCUCCCUCUCCUCCCCUGCACCACCCGCAACAACGUCGUCCCCAUCGUCGCCGCCGCAGAUCCACGGAGCCACAGCACCGGAUGAAGGUACGGCAGGACAUCUCGCGCCCGCAACAGUACACCGUGAUGUAAACAAACCAGGGGGGGGAGAAGGAGAAGGAGGAGGUAUCAGUGAAUCUGAAAGACCGACCAGCGCAGAGCGUGAAGCCGCCAUUGUCGAGCGCGCAGAGUCGGGAUGGUGGCGGCAAUUCUGGGAAAAGUAUGGAAGUGUAGAGUUGGAGAAUAAGGGGAGUGUGGCCAGGGAUCAUUUGGCGCUUGAACGCACCUUCCUAGCCUGGCUCCGCACCUCCCUCUCCUUCGCCUCAAUCGGCAUAGCAAUCACCCAACUCUUCCGCCUAAACACCUCUCUCUCGCCCCCGUCCUCCUCUCCAAACAGCCCGGCAACCUCGUCCACCUCCUCCCACCACAUCAACACCCGCCUCCGCUACCUCGGAAAACCCCUCGGCGCAACCUUUAUAGCCAUUAGCAUCGUCAUGCUCGCCAUUGGCUUCCACAGAUACUUUGAGGCGCAGCAUUAUGUCAUUAGGGGCAAGUUUCCGGCCAGUCGUGGGAGUAUCGUGGUGGUGAGUGUGAUUAGUGGAACGUUGAUAUUGACUAGCUUGGUUGUGAUUUUGGUGGCUGGGGCGGGGGCGUGGGAGAAGUGA
Messenger RNA from Plenodomus lingam JN3, 1020 nucleotides. RefSeq lists its product as uncharacterized. The record is from RefSeq and is a predicted model, not a curated record. NCBI's taxonomy places the organism in Eukaryota, Fungi, Ascomycota, Dothideomycetes, Pleosporales, Leptosphaeriaceae.